Molecule: messenger RNA, 993 nt
Organism: Candoia aspera
Lineage: Eukaryota; Metazoa; Chordata; Lepidosauria; Squamata; Candoiidae
Product: interleukin-36 receptor antagonist protein-like
Exons: 4
Coding region: 162-692 (176 amino acids)
Biological process (GO): inflammatory response to antigenic stimulus; cellular response to lipopolysaccharide; cytokine-mediated signaling pathway
Molecular function (GO): interleukin-1 receptor binding; cytokine activity
Source: RefSeq, a predicted model, not a curated record
UUGUGGACUCUAAUUCUCUUCUUAUCAUGAAUUAUAGUAUGUAAUGUUAAUCUCUUUCAUUUGCUCCUUCCAGGAUUGUAACUAAAACUGUAAAAGAGGCAUCUAAUAGCCUGAAACUCAAUCACAAAGAAAGACACAAGUAACCCCUUGCGGCUAUUGAGAUGGAGUCACAGAAGAGAAACAUGAAUGAGGAAUUGGAAGCCUUAUUCCAUGCAUUUAAAGAUUCUGCUAUAGAGGAGCCCUGGAACUUCAAAAUUUGGGAUACUGAUCAGAAGUACUUCUUCUUUGUGAACAACCAACUGAUAGCAGCCCCACUUUACUGUGAUUCAUCAGAACAGUUGGUGGCUGUGGUCCCCAAUGUUAACUUAGACCAAAAAAAACUACCCAUCUUUUUGGGCCUCAGUGGUAAGACAAAGGUCUUGUCCUGUGUGAAGUCAGAUAAAGAUGAUCCUCAGCUAGUGAUAGUGGAUAAAAACAUCAUGGAUCUUUACAGAGACACCAGGGAAUUGAAGAAUUUCUCUUUCUUCCCUACGAGUAGCAGUGGAAAGACCUGCUGCUUUGAAUCUGCAGCAUUCCCUGGCUGGUUCUUAAGUACUUCUCUUCAACCAAACAAACCUGUUAAUUUUAAUAUUCGAGGAGGUACUGAGAUCACUGUAUUUUUUUCCCAGAAAAGCUACAAGGUAAAGUUUUGAAGAAAAACGAAUAAAGAGGAAGGCAGUAGUGCAGGGCUAUGUUGCCAGUGUAUUUUACAUGUAGUAGAAUGAAACUUUCAUAGCUUGAUUAAAAAUGGAAUAUCUAGUUGGGAGGAAAUGUAAGUUGGGGGUUGCCCUCUUUGUUUUGUUUUCUUUCCGGCCUCCAAGGACUAUGGAGGACAUAACAGAGCAAUGUCACUGGAAGAGGUGGGGGCAAAGCUGAUUUCUUGUCUGUAGCACAAGCUGGAUGCAUUUGUUUUGAUUCUCAUUUCCAUAAGAAUAAAAAUGAAAAUAACCUGAA